Molecule: messenger RNA, 2035 nt
Organism: Nelumbo nucifera (sacred lotus)
Lineage: Eukaryota; Viridiplantae; Streptophyta; Magnoliopsida; Proteales; Nelumbonaceae
Product: Lung seven transmembrane receptor family protein
Biological process (GO): transport
Cellular component (GO): membrane; Golgi apparatus
Source: RefSeq, a predicted model, not a curated record
GGCCCACGGCACUACUCCUAGUUAAUAAAUUUCAGUGGAUUCAGGAAGGAAGAAGGUUCGAGCCUUGACUCUUGAGGUUUCACUUUCACACACGGAGAAGAAGAUUGGAUGCAUUGCCCAAGGCCAAGAAUCUCUUUAGCUGAUGAAAAUAUGGUUCCGCUAGGGUUUUUUCUAGGCCUUUUGUUUCUCUUCCACUCUCUACUCCAUGUCGGAGCUUCGAUCCAUGAGUACAGGAACGAGGCUUUUGCUUCUCAGUCCAAUUCCUUCUUCUUCCAUGGAGGUAGUGAGGGUCUUUACGCUUCCAAGGUUCACGACAAAGCCACUUCUGAAGAUAAACCCUACAACGGCAAGUCCUUCAUUCGGUUCGAGUCUGUCGUCUUCCGGAGGACAAAGGAGUCAACUGCUAAACAGAAUGAUAUGCAGCAAAAGACAGGAUUGGUGGAAGCUAUAAUAGUUGAAAUCAAAGACAGGGAGAGGAUCGGAGGAUCUUAUCUAAAUUCUGAUUCAAUUUGUUGCAGCCCAGAGCUUGCUAAGGAUGGGUCUUGCACAGUGGGGGAAGUAAUUAUCCACAAAAAUCCAGAAAACCCCGGUUGGCCAAGACGCAUUCAGACCUUCUUUAAUGGAAAAGAAGAAGAAGCUAAAAUGGAUAUUGAAACUGUUGAAAUAAACAGUACUGGUAUGUAUUAUCUGUAUUUUAUGUUUUGUGAUCCACAACUGAAGGGAACACUAAUUAAAGGAAGAACAGUCUGGAGAAACCCAGAAGGUUAUCUACCAGGAAAGAUGGCACCAUUAAUGACAUUCUUCGGCUUCAUGUCUUUAGCAUAUCUAGUACUUGGUCUCAUCUGGUUUCUCCAGUUUGUCCGGUUUUGGAAAGAUAUAUUACAGUUGCACUACCACAUCACAGCAGUGAUUGCUCUAGGGAUGUGUGAAAUGGCUUUCUGGUAUUUUGAGUAUGCAAAUUUCAAUUCUACUGGGAGCAGACCUAUGGGCAUCACCCUAUGGGCAGUAACCUUUACUGCUGUCAAGAAAACUGUAUCUCGCCUCCUGCUUUUGGUAGUCUCAAUGGGCUAUGGUGUGGUGCGUCCAACCCUAGGUGGAAUAACCUCAAAAGUACUCCUCCUUGGCUUGAUAUAUUUUGUUGCUUCUGAGGCACUUGAGCUUGUGGAACACUUGGGAAACAUCAAUGAUUUUUCUGGAAAGGCAAAGCUGUUUCUGGUUCUUCCUGUUGCUCUCUUGGAUGCCUGCUUUAUUCUCUGGACCUUCUCAUCAUUGUCUAAAACUCUAGAAAAGCUUCAGGUGCGGAGAAGCUUGGCUAAACUUGAGCUUUACCGAAAAUUUACCAAUUCCCUUGCAGUCUCUGUGCUGCUCUCUAUUGUUUGGAUCGGCUAUGAGCUGUACUUCAAUGCAACUGACCCAUUAAGUGAGCUUUGGCAAAGAGCUUGGAUCAUCCCAGCUUUCUGGACUCUUCUUGCUUACUUUCUUCUGGCAGUGAUAUGUGUCCUUUGGGCUCCUUCACACAAUCCAACCAGAUAUGCCUACUCUGAGGAGACUGGUGAUGACCUGGAUGAAGAGAGCUUAUCGCUAGUGAGCAGCGGGGUAAAGGUGGCUGGAGAUAUGGCAACCAAAGUAGAGAGAAAGGAAAGGAAGGCAUCCACUGCGGUAGAUCAUCAUGUGUUUGGGCUUGGAGAAGAUCCAGAGGAGGACAAGCGAGAAUGAGUUAUCCUAUGUUCAAUUCUUGAUUGCUUGUCCAGUUAUCCAGGAAUUCUCUUCCAAGGAAACGCUGGUAUGUUCUGGUAUUCUACAUUUUACCACUUGUGUGAUAUGUACAAAGGACUAGAGAAAAGCAAACAAUAAUGUAUCAUAAAAGUACAAUAGUUGGAUGAGUAAAUAGAGCAGGGAAACGUUCCCUUCUGUGAUCUCACCCACCGCCCAAAAGCAGGGGGAAAAUCAUGAUUCCCCCUUAUGGAAGAAGAGAGUUGUUUUGGAUCUUAUCUGACAGUGUAAAUGGUUUUCAUGAAGGUAUUCUGUUCUUUUA